AUGGUGCUGAGUGACGCACGUUUUGAGAAUGGAUCCAGGACAUCUUCAUUCUCCGCAAAUUCUAGUAUGGAUCGCGGUUGUGGUCAAAAUCACAACGGCAGAUUUAUAAAUGUUGACUUGGACUCAGACGCAGCAAUGACUGAAGGCGUAGCACAUAUACACAGGUUCUUGGGGAAGACGCAGGUGUACAGUUCUACGGAUCUUAGGGCUGUAACAUCAUCGGAUGUCGUUGACAGAGGACUCUCACUAGUCGGAUAUGGAUUGCAAAAGAGAACGCACCUUGAUAGAUUGACUAGCUUCAAGAGUAAAAAUCUCUCGACCGGAAAUAUCGAUAGCACCAAUAGGGAUAUGAGCACAUUCGACCCAAAUUCACCACCUAGCGAUGAGGUCAUCGAGAAAGUCUUUGACCAGCUUCUGAAAAAUGGAACAUUUUUUGGGGAUGAUGCUAUAAAGAAUCUAAAAAUGAUCUCCAUGAAGCGCAAGUGGGUUUUGAUUUGCAAAAUACGCUCUAAUGAUAUGCUGGUAUCACCGAAUACCUCUGCAAGCGAGUCUGUAAGCAAUAUAUCCUCGCCAGAAAACCAAUUUCUAUAUAACUUGACAGAGUUGCUUUCAAAUCAUGUGAAAAUAUCUAGGUCCUUAUACCAGUUGGAGAAGUUGCUUCGGCAGAACUCAUUUUGUGAAAGCUUUGUGUCGCUCAAUUUAACCGAGACGUUGGCCAAUUUCUCGUCGACAAUUCCAGAAGAAAAUCAGUUCGUAUAUCUCCGAUGUUUUAGAUCUAUAAUGAAUUCAGAAGAAGGUAGGUUUGCUGUACUGAAUUGUGGCUGCCUCGUGAAUUAUUUCUGCCUUUUAUUGAGCGAUCAAAUCAGCCAUCUUAAGAUAAAAUUACAAGCUGCAGAGCUUUUACUAUUGCUAACCUACGUUGAUGACCAGUUUGGAUCAGAGAAAGUUUUAGUAUAUCUAAACGAUUGCUUAGAGCAGUUCUUGGCAUAUUUAUGCCAGCUUCUCCACGUUUGCUUACCUAAGCAGGCAAAUAGUAUCCAAGCUCCAUUUUUUUUGCAAUAUUCGAAGACUGAAGAGCUUACGGUAAAUUUUGUAUCAACCUCAAUGUUUUUGAUCAAUUCGAUAGUGCAAGUCCUACCAGAUAAAGAUAGGAAAAUUGCAAUUGUAAGGGAAUUGAAGGAAUAUGGAAUACAUCGCCUUUUUGAUUUAACAAAGUCUUGGCAAAACUCUAUCGUACAGGAACAGGUAGAAGUUUAUUGUACGGUGGAAAGGAAGUUGACUGAAGAUUUUCCUCAAAACUCAGAAUGGACCAAUCUUUCAUAUGGUUCGACAUUAAGCAUAUUGAUAAAAGAAACAAAAGGUACAGUUAUCGAAGAGUAUUUAGUUCAACUCUUUAAAACUAUGGUUGACAUAUUACUGUCAAGAACAACUUCUGAAUCGGUCAAGGUGUUCAAAGCGUUUGAGCUGAUCAUAAAUUACCUUGUGAGCAACCUAGAUUAUGGCGUCACGAUGGAUCCUGACUCUUUGUUUCAAAAUUCUCUACACAACUUUAUUGAUAAUAUACAAUCUGAAGAACUUCAUAACAGAGGCCUGAAAGAAAUAGAGGAGCUUGAUAAUCUCGUCGCUACAUUAAGGAGCCAGAUAGAAGAGCUACAUAACCUGAAAGAUAUGGGAAAAGAGGAUAUUUUGGAGAAGUUACAAGAGGCGAACGAGAGCUUGAAAGCUAAAGAUAUUCAUAUUGAUAAUUUAAAAGAAAAAGUGGAAAGACUCAAGGAAACACAAAGGAUUGACAAGAAGAAGUUCGACCGGAUCGUUGUUCAUCAAGAUUUGGCUGAAAACAAAGGAGGCAUUCCUUCAGUUUUUGGUAAACUCAAAAAUCAAAAUGUACCGAAUAGGCUAAAGCUCUCUCAUACAGCCUCUCUUUCAAAAAGUAAUAGAAUAGGAUCGUUGGCGUCAUAUGUCAAGGGUACGCAUCGCCGCGACAGUCUCACAAAACACAGCAAUUCAGGCACGAGAAGGCUUUCAACCAUAGCAGGGGCGCAUGAGUCCUUCGUUUUACGUUCGCAGGAGAACGAUCGAACGAUCCUACAAUCAGACGGCACAGGCAUUCCUUCUCUCCCUGCAGAGACUUCGUCACCCUUGUCACCAACAGGACCUUUUCUGCUCGAUAACUCGGACUCAACUGCAGCUCCAUUGGGGUCCCUACCGAGACUCCAAGUGGGACAUGGUAAAGACACUUCCAUACCAACGCCCCCUCCUUUACCCAACGUACUAGCCAACCCGAUCUGCCCGGCUCCGGUUUCUCCUCCACCUCCAAUGCCCACGUCUUUACAGUCUACCUUCCUACCUCCAGCUCCUUCAGCUCCUCCACCACCACCAAUGCCCGUUUCUCUACAAGCGGUAACCUCUCCUCCAGUCCCACCUCCGCCCCCAAUACCCACCUCUCUAUUGCCAGUGCAGCACAUAAAUAGAGAAUCUCUCAGCAGUGCAGCCGAUAACUCUUGUUCUUCGGAUAACGGUGCAGCACCUCCGCCACCGCCGCCACCGCCUUCAUUCUCUCACAGGGCGCAACAGACUAUUAUAAGCACACCAAAGAUAGCAUUAAAGCAAAUUCACUGGGAUAAAAUAGGCGACAUCGAAGAAACGUUAUGGGAAGACAAAUCUAAGAGAGAGACGACCUUACAAGAUCUGAAGAGUGGUGGGAUUUUAUCUGAAAUUGAAGACAAUUUCAAGAUCAAAGAAAGAGCGUCAGUACAGCAAAGAAAAAAAGAUCCUGACACUGACGGCAAAAAAAAAAGCUUCCUGCCUCGGGAUUUAGCACACCAAUUUGGAAUCAAUCUCCAUAUGUUCUCUGGAUAUACGGUGGAAGAGUUCGUAUCAAAGGUUCUUCAUUGUGACAAAGAGAUUAUCCUGAAUGGUACUGCGCUGGAGUUUUUCAACAGGGACGAUUUGAUCAAUAUUUCUCCUAGCCUGGCGAAGAACUUUGCGCCAUAUGCUACUGACUACUUGAACGGCGGUGUGCCCUCAAAAGAUUCUUCCGAGUUGGAGAGGUCGGAUAGAAUAUUCCUGGAGCUUUGCUAUAAUUUAAGAUCGUAUUGGCACGAGAGAUCAUUGAGUUUAUUUGUACUUACAACAUAUGAAAGAGAUUAUUACGAUUUAGUUUACAGAUUGCAAAAAAUUGAUGAUGUUAUACAGAGACUUAGAAAUGCAUCAAAGCUCAAAGAUCUUCUGUUUAUCAUCAUUGAAAUCGGAAACCAUAUGAACAAAAAAAAUGUUGACGGUAUUAAAAUCAGUUCUUUGAAUAAACUUACUUUUAUAAAAUCUAGCAGUGAUAAGGAUAUGUCCUUUAUACAUUUUAUUGAAAGGACUAUAAGGACCAAAUUUCCCGAGAUUUAUGGAUUCAUAGAUGAUUUAAGCAAAGUUGAAAACCUGGGUAAAAUCUCACUGGAGCAUGUAGAGUACGAAUGCGAAGAAUUUUCUACUAAAGUGGAGAAAGUGCUUGAGAUGUUUAGAGAUGGUAAGUUAUCUGACAGUAAAAGACUACACCCAGAAGAUAGUAUCAUUGAGAGAGCAAAGUCCAAGCUCAACAGGCUGAAGGUAAAGAACAGUCUCCUUAAGGAUCAACUUCUAUUGCUAACCCGCGAUCUGCAGAAACUGAUGAAGUAUUUCGGCGAAAACUAUAACGACAGAGAGGCUAAAAAUACGUUCUUCGAUAAUUUCAUCGAAUUUUCGUACAUAUUCAAGAAGUGCGCUAAAGAGAACAUUGAGAAGGAGGAGAUAUUAAAGAUUUACGAGCGCAGAAGACGUCUUUUGGAGUCAAGACCACCUUCUGAUGAUGAAUCUUUGGACGGUGAUGAUACAACAGCAGUAGAUAAACAAGACCUUGACACUUCCUCUAAAAAUGCUGCCGUUGACAUCUUGCUCGCGAAAUUGAGAGGCGUGAAGAAGGAAGCUGAGCCCUUAAGGCGGCGCAGAAGUGUUAGAAAGCUGCAAAACUCAGAUUCCGAAUCGAUGCCGCACAAAGCGACAUCAACACUUAAGGAUGCUGACCACGUACUGCUGGAGAGAACCCAAGCGAUGCUCACCGGUAUACAGAAUAUGUAG
This is a messenger RNA of Zygotorulaspora mrakii, 4104 nucleotides long. RefSeq names its product formin BNR1 (gene BNR1). Gene Ontology annotation, biological process: barbed-end actin filament capping; mitotic actomyosin contractile ring assembly; actin filament bundle assembly. The transcript has a single exon. Gene Ontology annotation, cellular component: cell division site; mating projection tip; cellular bud neck. Gene Ontology annotation, molecular function: small GTPase binding; actin binding. Bases 1 to 4104 code for a protein of 1367 amino acids. The record is from RefSeq and is a predicted model, not a curated record. Lineage: Eukaryota; Fungi; Ascomycota; Saccharomycetes; Saccharomycetales; Saccharomycetaceae.